ACAUCAAUCGUUUUCAAAUGGCUGCAAUCACGCUAAGUAGUUGUUAGUUACGAGAAGGCAGAUUACUGCCAAUCAUUUUGUGCACUAUUGAACGCCUUGGGCGCCAAUCAAGUUUAUGCAAUUUCCUAUAUAGUCAGCACAUAAGCUCCCUAACGGCGUCAUUCCGAUUCAAAUACACUUAACGGGAGGAAGCAGCUUCGUUUACAAUCUUCUAUAAUGGCGAAAAGAUCGAGCAUGGGUGCGGUGAUCCAUGGUGUUGAAGACAUGCGGAUGGAAAAAGUUCCAAUCCCUACACCGCGCGAUAACGAAGUUCUACUGGAGAUAGAUUGCGUCGGAAUAUGCGGAACGGAUGUACACGUGCUCACCCACGGUGGAUUCGGCGAAUACGUCCUAAAGAAGCCCAUGGUCAUUGGACACGAAUCGUCUGGAGUGGUGAUCGGAACCGGGAAGGCCGUUAAACGUCUCAAAGUAGGUGAUCGUGUCGCGGUAGAGCCCGCUAUAGGCUGUAAAGUGUGCAAGCUGUGUAAGGCCGGUCGAUACAAUCUUUGUCCGGAUGGUAUUUACAGUGCCACUCCGCCGAUUCACGGAUCGCUUCAAAACUAUUAUACGCAUCCCGAAGAUUGUUGCUUCAAGUUACCGCCGAAUGUGACCAUGGAAGAAGGUGCCCUUCUGGAACCACUUGCCGUCGGCGUCCACAGCUGUAGGAUCGCAGAUAUUCAGCUUGGUUCAAAUGUUCUGGUUUUUGGUGCUGGACCCAUCGGAAUGGUGACCAUUUUGGUAGCAAAAGCUAUGGGUGCAGACAAGGUGUGCGUUCUUGAUCUGGUGCAAAGUAAGUUGGAUAUUGCCAAGGAGAUCGGAGCGGAUUACACACUGCUGAUCCAGAAAAGCGACAACGAAGAUGACAUUGUCAAAAAAAUUCAUGGACUCAUGGGUUGCGCCCCGGACAUUUCAAUCGAAUGUACCGGAGCAGAACCGUGUGUCCGUUUGGCAAUUUUGGCCACUGAAAUUGGAGGAGUUGUGACACUAGUUGGUAUCGGUAAUACCAAUAUGAAUCUACCCAUCACGAUCGCCCUGGUACGAGAGGUGGAAAUACGAUCUGGAUUUCGGUAUGCCAAUGCCUACCCGGCUGCGCUCGCCAUGGUCGCGAAUGGAACAAUUGAUGCAACCCGGCUCAUUACGCAUCACUUCAAUCUGAAUGAAUCGCUGGAAGCAUUCAAAACAGCUCGCUACGGCUUGGAGGGUGCAAUCAAGGUCAUGAUCCACUGUCAACCUCGUAAUAAAAACAAUCUAGUUAAGAAACUGUAGAAAUCACAACAACAAAAAUCCAAUUGCGUAUUACAUUAUAUGCUAUAUUGAUAAAGUGGGAGUCAUUAUACCACUGUGAAUUAGACAUGUGUCUACCGAUUACUUUAUCUACGGCUGGAACAUCAACGUACAUAUAUAUGUCUGACCGGAGCUCAGACAGGGGCUCGUUUAGCGAUGACAUAUGUGUUCUGCCAUACGCCUGUCGGAGGGGGAAAUUAUGUCAUUUUCACAUUAUCAGGCUAUAUGACCUGCGUGUGCGGAGUAAUUAUUGAAUUAUUAAUCAAGAGCUGUUUACUAGAUCAUAGGUUCUCAAACUGUGGGUCGCAAUCCUCAUGGGGAUCGUUCGCUGAUAUUUUGGUCGUCGCGAUUUGAUUCACUCUUUAGUCUCUAUUUCGUUCUCAAGAUGAAUACUAGCUUUUAAACUCAGUAAUGAAUCCCAUUAGAGAACUAAUUUUACGAAGUCAUUUGAUUGUUACCCAUGAAGUAGCAUUCCGGAUUUUUCCCUCAUGUCGGUGUUUGAAUCAAACAUGGUAAAAAUCU
Messenger RNA from Armigeres subalbatus, 1845 nucleotides. RefSeq names its product sorbitol dehydrogenase-like. The transcript has 2 exons. Bases 217 to 1305 code for a protein of 362 amino acids. Gene Ontology annotation, molecular function: zinc ion binding; L-iditol 2-dehydrogenase (NAD+) activity. NCBI's taxonomy places the organism in Eukaryota, Metazoa, Arthropoda, Insecta, Diptera, Culicidae. The record is from RefSeq and is a predicted model, not a curated record. Gene Ontology annotation, biological process: D-sorbitol catabolic process.